AUGUCAGGAGAAAGUUCGAAUACUAAAGCCCAUGGGGAAAGAAAAGUGGCUCUUAUUACCGGAAUUACGGGUCAGGAUGGUUCAUAUUUAGCAGAAUUUUUGAUUGAGAAAGGGUACGAGGUGCAUGGGAUUUUGCGACGCUCCUCCUCCUUCAACACUGGUCGUAUCCAGCACUUGUAUGAGCAGCCAGCAUGCCAUACUGGGGGUCAAAUGCACCUACAUUAUGGUGAUCUCACAGACACCACUUGCCUCAUAAGUAUUAUUUCUAAGACUCGGCCAAAGGAAAUUUACAACCUGGGUGCACAAUCGCACGUUAAAGUAUCGUUUGAGUUAAGCGAGUAUACUGCACAAGUGGACGCCUUGGGCACGCUGAGGUUGCUGGAGGCGGUCCGCGUCGCCGGUCUCGAAAAGGAGACUAAGAUCUACCAGGCAUCCACGUCGGAGCUAUACGGAAAGGUGGUGGAAGUGCCGCAAAAUGAGAAGACCCCCUUUUAUCCAAGGUCGCCUUACGCUUGCGCAAAAUUGUACGGCUACUGGAUUGUGGUGAACUACCGCGAGGCGUACGGAAUGUUCGCUUGCAAUGGCGUGUUGUUCAAUCACGAGAGUCCGCGCCGUGGCGAGAACUUUGUGACGAGGAAGAUAACUCGAGGCGUCGCAAAGAUUACCCUCGGCUUGAUGUCGUGCCUGGAGUUGGGAAAUUUGGACAGUAAACGAGACUGGGGACACGCGAAAGACUACGUUGAGGCGAUGUGGCUGAUGCUGCAACAAGAGGAGCCCGAGGACUUCGUUGUGGCAACGGGAGAAACGCAUAGCGUCCGAGAAUUCGUGGAAAAAGCGUUCGCUCAUGUCGGACGUACGCUGGAGUGGAGGGGACAAGGGGUCCACGAAACCGCACACGACGCGAAAACUGGGGAAUUACUCGUACGAGUCAACCCGAAGUACUUCCGGCCCACAGAAGUAGACCUGCUAUUAGGUGACCCGAGUAAAGCGAAGGAGAAACUCGGCUGGACACCUCGGGUGACGUUCGAACAAUUAGUCAAGGAUAUGGUGGAUGCUGAUUUGGUGCUGAUGCGAAAGAAUCCAGAGGCGUAA
Parnassius mnemosyne (clouded apollo) is the source of this 1092-nucleotide messenger RNA. The record is from the annotation of a GenBank genome assembly. NCBI's taxonomy places the organism in Eukaryota, Metazoa, Arthropoda, Insecta, Lepidoptera, Papilionidae.